AUGCAGGAUUUGCCAAGGAGGUCCCUCCGCAAAGCGCGAUCAGGUCUUCUGGCACUUCGGUCUGGAAUGCAAAGACGACCAAUUCCAGGCGGCCCCUCUCGGAGAAGUGAUAUACCUAGCAUCUGGUCCUCGAGAGACUCGACAGAGGACUCAUCUGAUCCUUUCCCGUCGUCAUUGUCGGACGCUAGCACAGAAGACGAUCGUGAGUUCGGCACCGGUCUCUAUCGAACAACUCGCAACCAUUCCUCCUCAAGUGAAAUUCUGAAAGACCACAUCCAUAACGCUGUACCUUCCACAUCACCUCUGAGUUGUACCCUCAGUGGUGGCUUAGAGGGCACCGGGCUGGGGAGCUCCCCAACCGCACAGGAAACGAGAAGAGUGAAUGGUACAUCAGAAGCAGGGGCGGAUGAUGCGUUGAAGCCAGCAACGACGGUGGAGUUCCCUCGAGAGCACGUCACCGAGACCGAGCUCCACGAUCAGACUCCGGACGAAUCCUGUACAUUGGUUCAAACCUCGACUCAUGCCCUUUCCAAUUCGCCAUCUGUCAGCCUCAUUGAGCUUAGCGGAAUAGAAGCGACGACGGAACACAUGGCGUCAUCAGAAACAUCCAAGGCAGCAUCCCCAGAGAGCCCCGUGGAUUUGCAGCCGAAUGAGGACUGUAUGAAAGAUUUAUGCUCACAGGCCCAAAAUCCAAGCCCUAUUCUAUCCCAUUCGCCGGUUAUCAACCCCGGGAAGCCAACUGCGGUUGAGGGUCCUGAUGAGUUGCUCGAUCCAAAUGUGCGAGAGCUAAAUGAAUCAUCUCGAGACCACGAGAUUGCCCUACCACAAAUCGCUUCUGGUUCAAAUGACUCAAUCGCUUGUAUAUAUGUCUCGAGCCGUUCCACGUCUAAGUCAUCCUCUGUCAGCUCUCGUGAAUCAACCGCUCCCCAGAUAACAAGCGUUCAAUUGAUGAUGGAACCGCUUGAAUUGUUUCCUCCGUCAAGAGAAUGCAGCAGCGGCAGUCAAACCUUAUGUUGCAGCGAUGUUGCUGAAAAUGAUCUCAUGUCACAGGCGAUUCACCAUGCUCCCAUCGACCAUGUCGAGGAUGGAAAUGUACCAAUCGAGACGGAGCCUCUACAAACUAGACCCUCGAAUGCAAGAGAGAUGCAGGUAACUCAUGCUGGUGCAUCCAUUAUGGAACCAUCAGAAGCGAGAUCGAGCGCGCAGGAAGAGGAUACUGCUAGCUGCCUGCUGCCCGCUUUGAGCGACACUGAUUUCCCUGGAAUCCAAAACAGUUCGGACCCGUUCACGGCUCAAAGAGCACCCUCUCCAAGCCAGACUGAAGAUGGCACGUCAGAAUCAGAUUUCGUCCGGUCACCGAUUGAGAACGAUGAUCCAAACACCUCGCUGAUUUUAAGAGACGAGUUCUUCUUUGUCGAUGGCAAAUCGAGUGAUAUUCAUCCCGAUCGAGGAGACAAUCCUAUAAAAACAGGAGGACGAAUUGCGAGAGAUGGUAGAAUUUACAGUGGUCCGGGACUCGAUCGUGACAUGUCAGCCAGAACGCAGGAGAUCCCCGAGAUUGUCGGACCAGGAAGAUCAUACUAUGGUAUGUACGCUUCGCGUCGGGGUAACCUGCCGAGUCUCGAACGAGACACAAGCGAUUCCACUGAUGAGUGUAUUGUUACUUACCCCAUCUGGGAACGACGUCAAUUCCCAUAA
Aspergillus thermomutatus is the source of this 1698-nucleotide messenger RNA. RefSeq lists its product as uncharacterized. The transcript is spliced from 2 exons. Bases 1 to 1698 code for a protein of 565 amino acids. The record is from RefSeq and is a predicted model, not a curated record. Lineage: Eukaryota; Fungi; Ascomycota; Eurotiomycetes; Eurotiales; Aspergillaceae.